ACUAUAUGCACGGCCACUUCCUGGUUUAGAUAAGUCAGCUCAGUCAUUUCCGGUCAAAUGUGCAAAAUCAAGCGGCCGUGAAGAUGUCUUUCUACACUCGCUGCCUUCAGGAUUUACCUCAAGUCAACAUCAAUGAUGUACACCGCCUUAUUCAGGAAAACUCCAAGGCUUCGUCCAGUAAACGGGAAAAAGGAUUUAAGCUGUACAUAUCCAGUUAUAUUCAUGACUGUGAAGGUUGUCCUCAAACACACUAAACCUGUUGAGCUGAUGGCCUGUCAGUGCUCAUGUGUGGCAGGGCUUGCUCUAUGUAAUCACAUUGCAGCAUUGCUCUUCCAAACAGCACAUUACAGCCAACAGGGAGCGGCAGCUGUCCCCCCGACUCACAGCUGCACAGGGUCUGAGCAGCAAUGGCACAAACCCAGGACCCAGGGCUUUAAGCCUGGUCCAACAAAUGAAAUGGUGGUAUUGUCAGCUAGGCCCAAGGAGAGAAGAUUGGCAGAAGGCAUCAGGAGCAACCUGUAUAAAGCUGCCUGUAACCUGACCUGUUGCCUUCCAGACAUGUCAGUUCUACGGGUGAAGGAUAUUUACGAAGGCAUGUCGAAAGAAUCUGCUCCUUUAAUAGCCACUAUGGGUAUUUCAGGGGAUGUGCCUUUAGUUGACAGCGCUUUUGGAAAAGUCCAAGAAGGGAGUUUACUGUCCUAUCAACUUCCAGCAUGGAGCCCACCAAAGACCUGUCCACAUAGCACUGCACCACCACGACCAUACUUACCUCUGGAUGGCUACUGUCUAGGUCCCUCAGAGUGCUGUUUUGUGUUGACUCACCAUCAGCAGAUGCACAUGACUUCUCUAGCAACAACAGAAGUCAUGGCACACGAAACUGAGAUGGGCACAAGACAACAAAGCACAAUGAGGGAAUGGCAUUUAUUGAGAAAGCCACGUCUAACCUCCUCUAGAUUCAGAGAAGUUUGCCAUGUGAGAGGGCAGUCCUCAGCGGCGAGUCUAGUGGUGAGAAUUUUGAAGUCAGGCUAUCAGUCUGCAGAAAUGAAGCGGGGCCUUCAGAUGGAGCCCAAAGCUAUUGAGGAAUACUGCUGCAUUCAGGAGGUAAAUCACUACCCUUGUGGUUUUAUCAUCCACCCCGAUGCACCUUGGCUUGGCUCAUCACCAGAUGGGUUGGUGUACGACCCUAAAGCUGAUCCUGUGUUUGGACUGGUAGAAGUGAAGUGCCCAAAUUUGAGAAGCUAUGUGGACUGUGCCUACCUUAGGGUCUCUGGUGGAGUGCUACAGCUCAAACAGUCUCACACUUACUACUGGCAGGUGCAGGGCCAACUAUUCAUUUCCGGGAUGAAGUGGUGUGAUUUUGUUGUGUUUACUGAAGACGACAUGUUCAUACAAAGAAUAUACAGAGAUGAGGGAGUCAUUAAAACAAUGAAGCAAAAGGUUGAUUACUUUUACUUUUACUUUUACUUUUAUCUUCCAACACUUUUGGCUUGA
This is a messenger RNA of Carassius gibelio (silver crucian carp), 1491 nucleotides long. RefSeq lists its product as uncharacterized. The transcript has 5 exons. Gene Ontology annotation, molecular function: zinc ion binding. The record is from RefSeq and is a predicted model, not a curated record. Lineage: Eukaryota; Metazoa; Chordata; Actinopteri; Cypriniformes; Cyprinidae. The coding region runs from base 133 to 1491 and encodes 452 amino acids.